AUAAUGUCGCUGAUCGUACGAGUCCGUGCCAUAUGACGCCACUUCCCAAGAAGCGAACUCACAAACCCUACUAUUGCAAAGGCAAUGGACAUGGAUAUACCAUGUAGUCGUGCUGACGUUGCAUGCAGCACGCAAAUUAAUAUUCAUAAGCCUCGCCAUGAUUAGCAGGAUUCGGUCAAUCGCAAACGCCUCUUAGCCUCUCGCAAAUUAAUUAUGGCAAACGUCACCUCAGAUGGCUAAUAUUCAUGAGAAAGCCUUCACAGUAGUGCGAUGCGUAAUUCUGCUGGCCGGUCGAGGAGGCGUUGUCCCUUAUUACAGCGUCACCGUCAUCUAAUGCAGAAGCCGGCUAUCCUGGAGGGUUCCCGCUCCUGUACUACGCACUGAAUACCUAUAGAGUUCCAUCUGUGUGUUAGCUGUUAAUUAGUGCUUGCGAACAGGGCUUUAUGAGAUGAUGAAGAACGGGCAUCAUGUGAUCAGUCCGGAGAAGAGGAGGCGCGCGGUGCGCGUGUGGUGCGAUGGAUGCUAUGACAUGGUCCAUUAUGGUCAUUCCAACCAACUUCGACAAGCCAAGGCUAUGGGGGACUACCUCAUUGUUGGAGUGCACACUGACGAUGAGAUCUCUAAGCACAAAGGUCCUCCAGUGUUCACUCAGGCGGAGAGAUAUAAGAUGGUGCGAGCCAUCAAGUGGGUGGAUGAGAUCGUAGAAGGAGCUCCAUACGUGACCACACUCGAGACUCUGGACAAAUACACAUGUGAUUUCUGUGUUCAUGGAGAUGACAUCACUCUUACUGUGGAUGGAAAAGACACAUAUGAAGAAGUGAAAAGGUCUGGUAGGUACAGAGAGUGUAAGAGGACUCAGGGAGUGUCCACUACUGACCUGGUGGGCCGCAUGCUUCUCAUGACCAAAGCUCAUCACAGCAACAUGGGCAGUUCAGACUAUCAACAACACACAGACAACUUUGGAAGAGUGAGUGUUUUAUUCCCUUUGGCUCUUCUUGUAGAAACAGAGAAUAACUUCCUCUGUCAGUGAUGUCACGUACACUUGACACAAAUAAAAAAAUGCAUAACAGAUGGC
This is a messenger RNA of Pimephales promelas (fathead minnow), 1075 nucleotides long. The record is from RefSeq and is a predicted model, not a curated record. NCBI's taxonomy places the organism in Eukaryota, Metazoa, Chordata, Actinopteri, Cypriniformes, Leuciscidae.